Messenger RNA from Naegleria lovaniensis, 708 nucleotides. RefSeq lists its product as uncharacterized. NCBI's taxonomy places the organism in Eukaryota, Heterolobosea, Eutetramitea, Acrasida, Naegleriidae. The transcript has a single exon. Bases 1 to 708 code for a protein of 235 amino acids. The record is from RefSeq and is a predicted model, not a curated record.
AUGUUCAAACGUCAAAAACAUCACGGAAACAAUGUCCAUGCCAACGAAGAAGAAGAGCAUCCUCUCCGAACCCAUGGCCUUUUAGAACUUCCUCUCCACUCUCUCCACAUUGUGUUCAAUCUUCCCAUUCUCACUACUGUUUUCGGAGUUCAUGGUAUUGUUUUAUAUCCCUAUAUUUUGUUUGCCUUGCCAAAGGAAAACAUGUAUCAAGAACUCAUUCAACAUGAAUUGAUUCAUGCCCGACAAAUCCAACGAGAUGGAUUUUUCUACUUUUAUUUACGUUAUGCUUUAGAAGUCGGUUAUGGAAUUUUACAGAAAUGUUAUUCAUCACUCAUCAUGAUGAUUUCAUCAUGGUUUUAUCAAAACACAAAUGAUGAAACCAGUAGUAGUAGGAGGAGGACGAGUACUCGUCGAUCAACUCUCAUGGCUCAGCAAGAUCGGAAUACUUCAGAACGAACGACUAAUUUCUUUGAAUCAUUGAUGAAAGGCUUGAAUCAGAUCAUGACCAAAGUGAGUUAUGAAAAAGAAGCCUAUUCGUUGGAACAUAUUGAGCUGUAUGAAUCGGAAAAGGCUUACUUGAAGGAACAUUUGGAUGGGUUGGAUAUUGAUGAAUUGAUGAGCGAAAGUGAAUGGCAUGCAAGUAGUAGAAAAAGAAGGAACCGAAAAACAAAGAAAAACGAUGAUGAAUGGGAAGAUGUUGAUGAGUAA